This is a messenger RNA of Uranotaenia lowii, 1651 nucleotides long. RefSeq names its product saccharopine dehydrogenase-like oxidoreductase. The transcript is spliced from 4 exons. Gene Ontology annotation, biological process: glycolipid biosynthetic process. Gene Ontology annotation, cellular component: lipid droplet; mitochondrion; plasma membrane. The coding region runs from base 230 to 1507 and encodes 425 amino acids. Lineage: Eukaryota; Metazoa; Arthropoda; Insecta; Diptera; Culicidae. The record is from RefSeq and is a predicted model, not a curated record.
GAAUUUUGCAGAACCAAAUGAUUGACCGAAAAAAACACGCUGUUCCUCUUUUGAUAGUAGCUAUAGGCAGUACAGCUGUAUAGUUACAUCACAUCGCUGGCUAUCGACGCCACCAGCAGAUGGUUUUUGUGGACCCGGUCUAGAGAAGAAGCUUUCAGUAAACAACUGUACAUACCUACCAACUUAGCGUUAGUUUUGUGUUGUCUUCAUAAGUCUGGCAGUAUUUAACAUGUCGAUAGCUCGGAAUUUGGAUGUCAUCAUAUUCGGCGCGUCGGGUUUCACCGGAAAGUAUGCCAUCUUGGAGGGUGUGAAGGUUCUUGCCGGACUAAAAUGGGGAGUGGCUGGACGGAACAAGGAAAAGCUGUCAUCGACCUUGGCUGAGAUAGGACAGAAAGUGAACACUGAUCUGUCUGGGGUGCCGAUCGUGCUGGCCGAUGUCGGAAAUCAAAAGUCACUGGUACAGAUGGCACAGCAAUGUCGGGUCGUAGUCAAUUGUUGUGGCCCCUAUAGGUUGUAUGGAGAGCCAGUAAUCCAGGCGUGUUUGGAAGCUGAAACUAAUCAUGUCGAUGUUAGCGGCGAGCCACAGUUUUUGGAGGGUAUGCAGCUUAAAUAUCACGAGGCAGCGGCAGAAAAGGGAAUCUAUCUGAUCUCGGCUUGCGGUUUCGACAGCAUUCCCGCGGACAUGGGGACGGUAUUCUUGGAGCAGCAAUUUGACGGUGUGGUCAAUUCUGUUGAAGCUUAUGUAACUUCCAAAAUGAAGGGAAGGCGAGAGAUGGGUUUCAUUCACUACGGUACGUGGGCAUCUGCUGUCCAUGCUAUUGCCAACAUGGAUGAGGUAGGUAAAAUUCGGAGGGACCUCUUCAAGACUAAGCUACCGGAAAUCGAGCCUAAGCUGAAGGAAAAAUCUGCCAUUCACAAAUCCAAUGCUGGCAAAUGGUCGUUACCCUUCAUGGGUGCAGAUAGAUCGUGCGUGAUGAGAACGCAGCGAUUUUUCUACGAAACCGAAAACAAGCGACCGCUUCAAAUGAAAGCCUAUAUUUCCUUCGGAAACUUCGUAGAAGUUUGUGCAGUGUCUUUUGUAGGCGCUAUUUUUUGGUUGCUGGUGAAAUCAUCACUGGGACAAAAUCUUCUGCUCAACUAUCCCAGACUAUUCUCACUAGGAGCGGUUUCUCAUGAGGGAGCAUCUGAAGAGGCAAUGAACAAUACAUUUUUCACGUUGCAUUUCGAGGGACGCGGAUGGGAGGAAAAAUUAAGCGAUCCAAAGGAAAAAUAUUCCUAUCCUCCAAAUAAAGUGAUCCAAACAAAAGUCUCCGGAAAAAAUCCUGGCUACGGUGCAACUUGCGUGGCUCUGCUACUGUCUGCACGAACAAUUCUACAGGAGUCGGAUAAAAUGCCCGGCCGAGGUGGUUUUCUCACGCCCGGUGCCGCAUUCGCGAAAACCAACCUAAUCCAGCAACUUUGUGAAAAUGGUUUCACUUUCGAAGUGGUUUCCAAAGCCAAACUGUGAAUGCACUGCUAAAUAGGCGCACAAGUACGAUUACGGGGUGGCGCUGUUACCUAUGUGAUUGAAUAAACUUUUAAUUGUAGUUUUUGUGGCGGGAACAAAGUUAUCUCAAUGACCCAGUUGAAAGUAUCACGCAAGGUCAAAGUU